AUAUAAAUAUAUAUGCAUGUGUGUGUAUUUAUUUAUUUUUUCUGUUUUCAAUUAGUGCACAUGUCUCUGAGGCGUAAAUUCAAGUGGGAGCGUGCACCUCUGGUUGACAACAGUGAAGUGAGAGGUAGUAAGGAGAAGUUUGGCCACAAAAAAUCAAACCAACUUGUAAAAACAGCGAGGACCAGUCAGAGAAAUGUGUCGAAGGCACCAAGUGUUCUGGGUGAGGAUCCAUCCUCCAUUGAGGCUCAUGUGAAUGUCUUGCAUAGCCAGCACCAGAAGAUGCAACCUGACUUGAGGAUUGUACGGGACCGUAUGCAGCAGACGUUUGCAUGGCGGCAAAAGGAGAUUGCUGAUGGAAUGACUGUAGAGGACGCACUUAAGAAGUACCCUUUCUUAAGGACACCCACCGGGUUGUGUGAUGAGUUGGAACGUAUCCAUCCAGCAACAGGGAACUUGUGUCAGCAAUUCAGUGAAGGCUUCAAAUGUAUUGUACCGAAGGUGCUUCACCUAGCUCAAAGGAAAUGCCCACUAUUCAAGUUUUACCUGGAGACAAAAGAAGCUCUUAUUGAGGAUCUUCCAGAUAUUGACUUUAGGGCAGCCCUCAUCUUUCUGCCUUACAUCUUCAAGGAGAACAUUGAUCGCUUUAUUACACUUGGAGAGGUAUGUCUUGCUUGCUAAAAUCUCUUUUGUUCACCUCCAUAACACCAAAUACACUUGACAAACGUACUGAU
Messenger RNA from Sinocyclocheilus grahami, 731 nucleotides. RefSeq names its product sterile alpha motif domain-containing protein 3-like. The record is from RefSeq and is a predicted model, not a curated record. The coding region runs from base 13 to 678 and encodes 221 amino acids. Lineage: Eukaryota; Metazoa; Chordata; Actinopteri; Cypriniformes; Cyprinidae. The transcript is spliced from 4 exons.